GUCGCGUCGUGAUCCCACGCCUCAGAACAAAGAAUUGGACUUUCCGAGUAAGGCGCUUUUACUAAAAUUUAAAGCCACCGCCAACACAGCAAAUCGCAAAAAGAAGAAACGUUCUUAAAAUUGAUAUUUUUUUUUUUUCGUAAACCCCGUGGGUUCGAACGCGUCAUUAUCAGUUUUUUGGCCCAAUGACCAAAAAAACAAAUGUGCGCACGGUUGUGACUAAAUAAAGCUAACAAAAAACGCUCGACUGCGAUUAGUCUGGUUCGGUCCGAUCGACUGGGAAGAUGGUUCUGCGAGUGAUCCUGGUGAAGUUAGCCGCGAUCUGGUUGCUGGUGGUGGCUCAGGAUGCCAGCUAUCGGUUGCCACGGGAGGUCGUUCCGCUGCAUUACAAUCUGGAGGUCCAUACCCAUUUGGGAGACGACGGCGAAAGUUUCCGGUUCUUCGGUGUUGUUAACAUCACUGUAACAUCCAUCUACGACGCAUACAACGUCACCCUGCAUGCCAAGCACCUCACAAUCAACGAGAGCAAAACCUCGAUCACCGAUCUCAACUCAUCGCAACCUCUGACCGUCGUCACGGUCGAUUACGAUCUGCAGAAUGAUUUCCUCAUCAUCCGCACCAGUGAGCAGCUGAGCGCCGACAACCGAUACCAGCUGACGAUUCCAUUCGAAGCGGAGCUCAAAUCCGACGUCAUAGGCUACUACCGGAGCAGUUACCUCGACUCGGACAGCGGACAACGAUCGUGGCUGUCGAUAACUCAGUUCCAAGCGAUCCACGCUCGUCGGGCAUUCCCAUGCUUCGACGAACCGGAGCUGAAAGCAACCUUCAACAUCUCUCUAGGACAUCACAAGAAAUACAAUGCUCUAUCAAACAUGCCCCUACUAAGCUCGGAGAGCAUCCCCGAUCAACCCAAUUGGGUGGUAGAUCGCUUCGAGAAAAGCGUUCUCAUGUGCCCCUACUUGGUAUCGUACUCAAUCAACGACUACGGUUUCGCAGAAGUUCCCACAAACAAUUCUACCGACGUCACCGUUCGCUCCUGGACUCGCAAGGACGCCCUUGAUAAUCUACAGUACGCCAACGAAAUCGCCGUCAAGCUGAUUGCGCUGUACGAACAGAACUUCCGGCUGAAGUUCCCUCUCCCAAAACUGGACUUUAUAACCAUUCCGGACAUGCUGUUUGCGGCCAUGGAAAACUGGGGUCUCGUGACGUACACUGAGGCUGGAUUGGAGUUUUCACCGGAAAGCGGAACCCUAGACGAUCAGCACUUUGUAGCGUCGGUUGUAGCUCAUGAGAUCGCGCAUAUGUGGUUCGGAAAUCUGGUGACCAUGCGCUGGUGGACGGAUCUGUGGCUCAACGAAGGUUUUGCGCGUUACACGGAGUUCCAAGCCGUGGAGUACCUGCACCCGGAGAUGCGAUCAUUGCAGGAAAUUGUGAUCGAAGAUGUGCUGGAGAUCUUUGAAUUCGACGCAUUGAACAGCAGUCACCCAGUGUCGAUCGCUAUCGGUAAUCCCGAGACGAUUCCACAGCUGUUCGAUUCCAUUUCGUACAAGAAGGGAGCGGCUCUAGUACGGAUGAUGAAUAUGUUCCUGGGGGAUGAAACGUAUCAUGGUGGGGUAGGGAGAUAUUUGGCGAGGUUCAAACUCGGAAACGCCGAGCAGGAUGACCUGUGGCAGGCUUUGACUGAGGAAGCUCAGGAAAGUGGAGGAUUCCCGGAGGGAUUUGACGUGAAGACGGUGAUGGACACCUGGACUCUGCAGACGGGUUUUCCGGUUGUGUACGUAGAGCGAGAUUACGAUUUGCGGACGGUAACUUUCAAGCAGAUGAGGUUCAUGCAUGACGAAACGAUUGACGAUCCAGCUUGCUGGUGGAUUCCGUUGACCAUUUCGACUUCCCAGUUUACGUACUUUAAUCAAACGCAGCCGCAGUGUUGGUUGGGUUGUACCAAAGAUACGACCCCGCACCUGACCAAUCUACCAUGUAGGUCGGAAUGGGUCAUGGUGAACAAUCAGCUGGCAGGGUUGUACAAAGUCCAAUACGACUACCAGAACUACCGCCUUUUGGCGAACUACCUUAAUGAACCGAAUUUUGAGACGAUCAAUACAAUUAACCGAGCGCAACUUGUAGACGAUGCCAUGGACUUUGCCUGGGCUGGUAUUCAGGAUUACUCGAUAGCUUUCUCCCUACUAAGCUAUCUUCCCAAAGAAAGCGAAUACAUCCCGUGGAAGGCAACGCUCACCAAUCUGGAAAUUCUCGAUCGAGUUCUAUUGCAUACCGACCAUUACGACAUGUUCAUAGCCUAUACGAGUUAUCUGCUGCUUCCGCUGUACAACCGCUUGAACAUCUUCGAGGGUAACACUACGGGCGAUCGGUUGGGACAGGUGCGGCUGAAGAAGCUCGUCGCCGAUUGGGCUUGCAACGUGGACAUGGGCGACUGCGUUGUGAAUUCGUUGAAGCUGUUUAAUCUCUGGAUCAGCAGCGGUAAGAAUCUGAUUCCACUGGAGCUGCGGUCGACCGUGUACUGUACGGCCAUACGAGAAAGUUCAAGACCAGAGUGGGACUUUCUGUGGGAUCGGUAUCGUGAUGCGGGCGUGGUCAGUGCUGAAAGAGCGGCCAUUGCCGAAGGGUUGGCCUGUACGAGGGAUCGCGAACUGAUUGGGCGGUUGUUGGUGUGGUCGGUGGAGGAAGAUUCGGAACUGAGACUGGAGGAUACGACGCUGGUGUUUCAUGCGAUAGCGGAUCAUAAGGAGGGAGUCGCGAUGGCUAGCAGCUUCCUGUUUGAGAAUAUCGACAGGAUGGCGGACUAUGUGAAUCCGGAGACGUUCGAGUCACGGCUUGCCAGUCACGUGAAGGUUCUGGCGCAGCAGAUUAUCACCGGACGGGAGCUGGCGCAGUUGGAGCAGUUCAUUGACGAAAAGGAAGCGAUACUGGCCGGUAAUAGUAUUGCCAUAGGGCAAGCUCUGGAGCUGGCUCGGAUCAACAUUCAGUGGAUGGAAAAUCGCUCGGAAGGGUUCGUGACGUACUUGCGGCUGUUGCAGGAGAAAGGAUUCGACGCAACCCAGAUGCAGUGGUUCUGAGAUGCUUAGCAUUUUUCGAUAGUUUUAUGUAAAGAUA
Messenger RNA from Ochlerotatus camptorhynchus, 3111 nucleotides. RefSeq names its product aminopeptidase N-like. Gene Ontology annotation, molecular function: metalloaminopeptidase activity; peptide binding; zinc ion binding. The transcript is spliced from 4 exons. Gene Ontology annotation, cellular component: cytoplasm. Gene Ontology annotation, biological process: peptide catabolic process; proteolysis. Bases 285 to 3074 code for a protein of 929 amino acids. The record is from RefSeq and is a predicted model, not a curated record. NCBI's taxonomy places the organism in Eukaryota, Metazoa, Arthropoda, Insecta, Diptera, Culicidae.